AUGGCUGCUCAAUCAGUCUUGAUGUCACCUCCAGUGUUUAAUGGGGAACAUUAUCAUAUAUGGGUUGUAAAGAUGAAAGUUUUUCUCUGGGGUCAAGGGCUGUGGCAGUAUGUGGAACAAAACAUGCAGCCACCACCGUUGGGACCAAAUCCUACUCUGAAUCAGACGCGAAUGCAUGAGGAAGAAGCUGCCAAAGCACCGAGAGCCUUAUCCCACAUCCAUGCUGCUGUAACAGACCUUGUAUUCACAAGGAUUAUGACAUAUGAAACUCCAAAUGAGGCAUGGGACAAGUUGAGAGAGGAAUAUAUGGGAAGCAACACAACAAGGAACAUGCAGGUGCUAAAUUUCAGAAGAGAGUUUGAGAUGCAGAGGAUGCAAGAAUCAGAGAAGGUUAAGGAUUAUGUUGAUAGGUUGAUGAGUGUUGUCAACAAAAUAAGGCUGCUGGGAGUGGAGUUAACAAAUAGGAGAGUGGUGGAGAAAGUCUUGGUUACUCUUACAGAGCUGGUUCAUGCGCUACAAGCACAAGAGCAAAGAAAGCUCUUGAGGCAAGAAGAUGUAGGUGAGGGUGCAAUGAUGGCAACUCACAAAAGCAAACCAAUUCAAGGGAACAAUAUGAGAUAUGCCGGUGAUAAAAAGGGGAAAGAAAUGAGCAAUGGUCAAUGGGGAAAACCAGGUGGGAUGAAGGAAUAUCCACCUUGCUCUCACUGUAAAAGGAAGGGGCAUUCUUAG
This is a messenger RNA of Pistacia vera, 729 nucleotides long. RefSeq lists its product as uncharacterized. The coding region runs from base 1 to 729 and encodes 242 amino acids. The record is from RefSeq and is a predicted model, not a curated record. The transcript is spliced from 2 exons. NCBI's taxonomy places the organism in Eukaryota, Viridiplantae, Streptophyta, Magnoliopsida, Sapindales, Anacardiaceae.